Molecule: messenger RNA, 2059 nt
Organism: Ailuropoda melanoleuca (giant panda)
Lineage: Eukaryota; Metazoa; Chordata; Mammalia; Carnivora; Ursidae
Gene: TRMT2B
Product: tRNA methyltransferase 2B
Exons: 13
Biological process (GO): RNA processing
Molecular function (GO): tRNA (uracil(54)-C5)-methyltransferase activity, S-adenosyl methionine-dependent; RNA binding
Source: RefSeq, a predicted model, not a curated record
CCUGCGCCUGGGAGGAGCUCCGCGUCCCGUCGCGCCUGCCCCGGGCUGGCUGCGUGUGCGUCGGGAGUCGAGCCGCCGUGCGCACCAGGAAGUGACUCUCCCCAGCGGCAGCGAUCCAGGCCGUCCUCUGGCUUUUUCGUUUGCCGCCUCAGGGGAACUUCAGUGUUUCUGUGGUUGGCAAGGAUUAAGAGAAGAGUCCCAAUGCAUAGCCCGAGGUGUUUCCUCUCCAGGGUGGGGCUCACCUCCAAACCAGGAUUGCUCCCCUGGUGUGCCACAAAACCUCCAGGUUGGUCACAGCUCUUUUUGGGCUCAGCAUGUGAGGGAAACUUCACUGGCAUGAUAGCCAAGAAGCGUCAAAGAGGACAGAAAAGUCAGAAGAAACCAAGCCAUGUUGGACCACUUGAUGGUUCCUGGCAGGAAAGGCUGGCUGAUGUUGUGACACCACUCUGGAGGCUAAGCUAUGAGGAACAGCUCAAGGUGAAAUUUGAAGCUCAGAAAAAAAUUUUACAGAGACUGGAGUCUUACCUCCAAAAGCUCAAUGGAGUCAAUGUGACAACAUCUGCAUCCAGAGCUGAGGGGCUCUCUUGUCUUCUCCAUCCUAUUAUACCCUCUCCUGUCAUCAAUGGCUACCGAAAUAAGUCUACCUUCUCUGUGAACCGAGGUCCAGAUGGCAAUCCAAAGACUGUGGGUUACUACCUGGGAACUUGGAGAGACAGAAGCAUCGUCUGUGUAUGGUCUAACCAUCUGAAAAACAUCCCUGAGAAACACAAUCAAGUGGCACAGUACUAUGAAGUAUUCCUUCGACAGUCCCCAAUGGAACCCUGCCUUCUGUUUCAUGAAGGUGGGUACUGGCGUGAGCUCAUAGUCCGCACCAAUAGCCGAGGGCACAUGAUGGCCAUCAUCACUUUCCAUCCCCAGGAAUUAAGACAGGAGGAGCUCAGUGUUCAGAAGGAGGCUGUAAAGAAGUUUUUCACCAGUGGGCCAGGAGCAGUCUGUGACUUGACAUCACUUUACUUCCAGGAAAGCACUAUGAUGCAUUGCAGCCACCAGCAGUCCCCCUAUCAGCUCCUAUUUGGGGAACCCCACCUCUAUGAAGAUCUCCUGGGCUUGAAGAUCCGCAUCUCUCCAGACGCCUUUUUCCAGAUUAACACUGCUGGUGCAGAGGUGCUGUACCGGACAGUGGGGGAGCUGAGCGGAGUGAACUCUAACACCAUCCUCCUUGAUAUCUGCUGUGGAACUGGUGUGAUUGGUCUGUCUCUGGCUCAGUAUGCCUCCCAGGUCCUUGGGAUUGAGUUGGUGGAGCAGGCAGUGCAGAAUGCCAGGUAGACUGCAGCCUUCAAUGGCAUCACCAACUGUGAGUUCCACGCUGGUCGAGCAGAGAAGAUAUUACCACAGCUACUAAAGUCAAAGGAAGAUGGACAGUUCAUUGUUGCUGUGGUGAACCCAGCCCGGGCGGGAUUGCACUAUCAGGUGGUUCAAGCCAUUCGAAACUGCAGGGCUAUCCGCACACUGAUUUUUGUUUCCUGCAAGCCCCAUGGUGAAACCACAAGGAACAUCAUUGAGCUGUGCUGUCCUCCAGACUCUGCUAAGAAGCUCCUUGGUGAGCCUUUUGUCCUGAGAAAAGCCGUAUCUGUGGAUCUGUUCCCCCAUACCCUGGACUGUGAGCUGGUGCUCCUCCUCGCUCGAUAAGCAGCCUCCUGCGGGACUGCAGGCUGUUUAUUAAGGCUGGAGUUUUAGGACCUUCCAGGUUUGGCAUCUUGCUCCAUUGCAGAUCCUGAGAGCGUUAUUGGAGAAACCAGUCUUUGGAUCAUGAGCAGGAAGAAUAUACAGGUGACCCUUGAACAACACGUGUUAGGGCUGCUGACCCCCUACACAGUCGGCAAUCUACCUAUACCUUUUGACUCCUCAAAAAGUUAACUAAUAUUAGCCUGCUGUUGAUUGGAAGCCUUACUGAUAACAGAACCAGUGAAUUAACACAUAUUUUGUACGUUCUGUGUAUUAUAUGUGGUAUUCUUACAAUAAAGUAAGCUAGAGAAAAUAAAAUGUUAUUGAGAAAAUA